This is a messenger RNA of Cottoperca gobio, 2708 nucleotides long. RefSeq names its product angiomotin-like 2a. The transcript has 10 exons. The record is from RefSeq and is a predicted model, not a curated record. Gene Ontology annotation, biological process: actin cytoskeleton organization; regulation of cell migration; angiogenesis. Lineage: Eukaryota; Metazoa; Chordata; Actinopteri; Perciformes; Bovichtidae. Gene Ontology annotation, cellular component: plasma membrane; cytoplasmic vesicle; bicellular tight junction. Bases 273 to 2384 code for a protein of 703 amino acids.
UUACUUAUUAUCGCCGCCUGCUCUCUCCACAAUCAUUUCACAGCGAGAGAGGACCGCGGCAGCCCGUCCGGGGGGAGGAACAUGAGACACAUUUGACUCGAAAAAACUCAUGGAAAUAGUGGAAUUACUCUGAAUUUUUUACUUCGACAUCGAGAACACCGUUUCGUUAUGAUGAGAGCGUGAGCUGGUUCCAGCUGAUUUAUUUAAAUAUUCUCAAAAUACAAACGAGCUCAACAGGUCUUUAGAGAAGAUAACAACGUACACAAAGCAUUAUGUCGUCCACUGAAGAGCCGUCUGGCACGGUCCUGCACCGGCUCAUCCAGGAGCAGCUGCGCUAUGGAAACCCCACAGACACCCGCACCUUAUUAGCCAUCCAGCAGCAGGCCCUGCGUGGAGGCAGUGGAAGCAACAGUGGACCCAGCAGUGGAGGCGACAUGGGCAGGAGCCCACGCUCGUCUUUGGAGAGUCUCACACAGGAGGAGCCUCCGUUCCCUCAGCUCUCUGCAAGGCAGGAGCCCCAGGGCCAGGAGCACCAGGGUGACUACCAUCACUCAGAAAGUGGCUACCAGCUCUACCAGCUACAUGGUGAGGAGUUGCCAACCUACGAGCAGGCCAAGGUGCACUCUCAGUAUCUGGCCUCUCACUGGGCCCCUACAGGCCCCAUCAGGCAGCUCCAUGAGGGGCUCCUGCAUGAGGGGGCCUUCCACGAAGAGGCAGACCUGAUGGAGCUGAAGUGCAGCCAUGUGCGCUCACUCAGUGAGCAUUGCAUGCAGAUAUCUCUGGAGAGGAAUGAUGCAGCUGCUAAAGCAGAGGCCAUCAAGAGCACCUCUCACAGCUAUCCUGAGCUUCCUUACUACGCACCGCAAGUCCUCCAGAGUCCGAGACAGAGCCUGGACAAACGCAGCCCACCUCCAGAGUACUCAGCCCCCAUACAGGGCCACGGAUUUAUCCCUCAUCAGGUCCAGGAGCCGGUGCAAGCACAGCAGCACAGGUAUGUUCAGUCUGGUCAGCCAGCUGAAGUCCCAUGCUACAGCACAUUCGCCAGCCUGCCACCUGCUGGCUUGGAGGAGCCCAACGAGGUGGAGCUGCUGCUGAUGGAGAAUGAGAGGCUGAGGCAAGAGCUGGAAGUACACAGGGAGAAGACUGGCCGCAUUCAGAAGUUGGAGCAGGAGAUCCAGCGUAUUUCCGAAGCCUAUGAGACACUGAUGCAGGGCAGCUGUAAGAGGGAAAACCUGGAGCAGACACUGAGGAAGCGACUAGUGGCUGAGAUCAGGAGGCUGCAGGACUUCAACAGAGACCUUAGAGAAAACUUGGAGAAUGCCAGAACGCAUGUUGCAAAAGAAGUAGAAGCUGCAGACCACAACCAGCACAUCAUGGCGAAACUCCUUGAACAAAAUGAGGAGCAGAACUUUGAGCGGGAGCGUGUGGAGCGGGAGCUGGAGCGUUUGCGAUCCACAGCGGAGGAGCAGAACCUCAGGGCGAAGCGACUGGAGGAGGCCCUGGACACCGCUCGUGGUCGAGGUCGCCAGCUUGAGGAUGAGUUGAGGAGGAAGAGGGCUUAUGUAGAGAAGGUGGAGAGACUUCAGAGUGCGCUGGCUCAGCUACAGUCCACCUGUGAGAAGAGGGAGACCCUGGAGAUGAAGCUGAGGACGCGACUAGAGCAGGAGCUGAGAAGUCUGAGGGCACAACAGAGGCAGUCCCAGCCACCAGGAGUGACCAUGAGCUCCCUCCAAGAGCGCCUGCAUGAGCGUGAGGAGCGAAUCCUGGCCCUCGAGGCCGACAUGGUGCGCUGGGAGCAGAAAUACCUGGAAGAGAGCACCAUGAGGCAAUUUGCGAUGGAGGUGGCUGCCACUGCCGCUGCCCAGAGAGACACCACCAUCAUUAACCACUCGCCUUGCCACUCCUCGAACAACAGCUUCAAUGAGGACCUGCCAGUUGCCGACUACAGGAAUCAGGAGAUGGAGAACAGGAUCCGCGCUCUUUACGCUCAGAUCUUGGAAAAAGACGCUGUGAUCAAGAUCCUCAACCAGCGGCUGCAUCAGGACCAAGGGCGGAGGGACGAACAGAGUCCCCACACAAACCUCCUGAAUACAGCGGGGGCACCUCUCCGACCAGCCUCCUCCACCCCCUCCAUCAACACCGCCAAUAGCAACACAAGGAGUCGAGGUAAGAGUCUCUCAGAUGAUCAGACUUUGCCAAACCGUCAGUUCUCCGCUCAGUCUGAACCUGGAACGCUAGAACGGCAGGUGGAGAGGACGAAGGCCAAAGAGGCUGCCAGCACAACUAAGCUCAACAGUGACAAGGCAGCGCCUAAGAAGUUUCUAUUAAACCCCUUCAGAGGCCUGGAUGAGCUGGAGUCAGAGGCAGUGGAAAUCUUCAUUUAAAGAACCGAGAGGUGGAUUUUGAAUGAGGAAAAAAACAAUUCUGAGAAUCUGUGAAGAGUGCAAGUCUUUGAAUAAAGAGUGGAUUAAAUAUUGGAUGCAAGAAUGUCGUGGAAAGAGGCCAACGCACGAAAAAAAAGGACCGUUUUCACAUUUUUAGAGACAGAGCUGUGCUCUGACUCUCUCCCUCUCUCUAAGCUGGACAGCUGCAGGCAGCCUGCCCUGCGGGGAGAGAAAAGAUUAAUCUUCUGAGGUACUUGGACAGUAUUGUGGAUUGUAAUAGGGCAACAUGUUCUCAGAGAGUGUAUGCCAAAAUAUAUAAUAUAU